ACGAUGUGCUAUCAAAACCCCAUCCAGAGGGUAGAGAUGGGUCCUGCUUGUGCUCAGCUCCUCUUCGCUGCCAUCUUCUGGGCAAUGCCUUACACUGGAGCUGCUGCUGUGCUGUCUCUGUCCAAAUCCAACCAGACAGACCUUCUCCAACUAACUAGGUCUGCCUUCGAGGCAGAGUCUGACUGGAGUAAUCGGAAUCUUACUAGCAUCGACAUGCCUCGUAGCCGAAGGAGGAGAGCCAUCUCCUCCAGAGAAAUGAAUGCCUUGUUGGAUUAUCACAACCGUGUCCGCUCCCAGGUCUUCCCUCAAGCUGCCAACAUGGAGAUCAUGGUGUGGGAUGGGAAACUGGCAAAAUCAGCAGAUUCCUGGGCUUCCCGCUGCAUAUGGGAUCAUGGACCCUCACAGACCAUGAGAUAUAUGGGCCAAAACCUGUCCAUCAACUCUGGCAGAUACCGAUCAGUCAUUGAGCUGGUGAGGUCCUGGCAGGAUGAGAAAAACUCAUUCUCCUACCCCAACACAUGCAGUGGACCAGUUUGUUCCCACUAUACACAGAUGGUAUGGGCCAAUACCAAUAGGAUGGGAUGUGCCAUCAACAAGUGCUCAAACAUGAACGUGUAUGGGAGCUCUUGGAGAACAGCAGUGUUCCUGGUUUGCAACUACUCUAUCAAAGGGAACUGGGUUGGAGAGGCUCCCUACAAGAGUGGCAAACCAUGCUCUGCUUGUCCAUCAAAAUAUGGAGGUUCGUGUAACAGAAACCAGUGUUCCUCCGCUGGUUCAAAAGUCAAAGCCAAGAAACGAAAAAGAUAUUAAAACAAGUUGGACGUCAGUCACAUUUUCCCUGUUUUAAUGGAAGACUUUAAAUGAUUAACUGUUUCCUGUUGAACCAUUCCAUUGAUCUCAUAGAAAAAAACUGCAAGAGAAGAUGUGUGAGAUGCGAAGAAUUUCUAAAUAAUAAUAGUAAUUUAAAAAAACAAUAACUGGUUUUGCAAAGUUGGAAGUAACUAAAAAUGACAAAAACGUUUCUGUGAUUAAAUUACAGUACCACUAUGAUGAUGAUGAUCAUGAUCAUGAUGAUGUCAAUUCUCUCCUCUGCAUGGAAAUAAGCCUAAUUAUAAGCCUAAGGAACUUAAACUCUUGGGUUGCAAAGCUCCAUUUGGGGCCAGGACAUACAGAACCCAGCUACCUAAAACCACAAGGGAAUUAUGUUGUAUUCAUCUGAUUAUGUCCUUGAGAAGAUGAGUUCAAUAUAUUUGUAGGUCUAUGCCAACGUGUUUGAUAAGUCCACAAACUGUUUGCACUGUUUUUGGUUGAUUAUUCGGCUCGAGUGACAUUUUGCGAAGCUAUUUGUAUUGAAAAUGAAGCACUUUUAUAGUUCACUGUUUUCGUUUAAAAAAAAAUUGUAUAAUACAUGUUUACUGUAAAUUUAGAGACAUAGAUCAUUUUUAUGAAUUGUUCUGUUGUAGACCAAUUAUCUUUUAUAACAUUGUAAUUCACUUAUUAGAGGUCAUGAUUGGCCUGAAAAUGACAACACUGUCAAGCAUUCUUUUAAUAAAAAAGAAAGGAGUUUA
Messenger RNA from Oncorhynchus tshawytscha (Chinook salmon), 1568 nucleotides. RefSeq names its product R3H domain containing-like (gene r3hdml). The record is from RefSeq and is a predicted model, not a curated record. The transcript has 5 exons. The coding region runs from base 4 to 810 and encodes 268 amino acids. NCBI's taxonomy places the organism in Eukaryota, Metazoa, Chordata, Actinopteri, Salmoniformes, Salmonidae.